CCAUAUUAAAUCUGCUAAUCAUAAUCCAUCCUCUUUCUCAUCAGUCUCCAUAUCUGCAUGAACUUCCAUCUUUUUUUUUUCCUUCAAACAUGUCCUUGGAUCUCUCAUUCCUCUUCCACAAACUCCCCAACCUCUUCAACCUCCAACUAUGGAUCUUGAUUGCCAUUUGCCUAGUACUCUCCUUCAUUCUUUUCUCCAUUCUCUUCUAUUCUCUUUGCUUUAUUUGCCAUAAAAGGAAAAAGUCCCAUGCAGCCCAUUUCUGCAUUGAAAAGCCUGUCCUUUCGAGGUGUAGUGCAACUACAGAAAUGGAUAGGAGGCUGUUGUCAGGGGUUGAGGUGAAUGGUUCCGGCCAAUGGUGCAGUCAUGCUAGUGGGACGACUGAUCUUGAGAGUUAUGAUUCCGAUGUGGGAUCCAGAGUGAGGAGUGUGGCGUUGGAUCAUGGGUGGGGGAAGUGGUAUAGUCUCGAGGAAAUUGAAGUGAUCACCAAUGGUUUUUCUGAUGAGAAUGUGAUGGAUAGCGGGUACUCCUGGGUGGUUUAUCGCGGGAUGUUGUUGGAUAACAGGCGAGUCGCGGUGAAAGACUUGGUGAUUGAGAGUGAAAAUCAUGAGGAGUUUAUGGUGGAAAUAGAGACAAUUGGGCAUGCUACUCACAAGAACCUGGUCAAGUUGAUUGGAUACUCCAUUGAAGGAGAUCACAGGAUGCUUGUGUAUGAUUAUACAGAUAAUGGGAAUCUGCAUCAAUGGCUUCAUGCUUAUGCAGGGUCAGUUAGCCCACUAACAUGGAGUAUUAGGAUGAAAAUUAUCAUGGGAACGGCAAAAGGAUUGGCAUACCUGCAUGAAGAUAUAGAACCGAAUGUUAUUCAUAGAGACUUAAAGUCCAGCAACAUUUUGCUUGAUCAACAAUGGAAUCCCAAAAUAUUCGAUUUCGGUUUCCAGAUGCUAAUUGGUGAUGAGGGGAGUCAGGCUACAACUCAUGUUGCAGACACACCAGGUUAUUUAGCACCAGAGUAUGCUUCAACUGGAAUUUUGACGGAUAAGAGUGAUGUCUAUAGCUUUGGAGUUCUUAUCAUGGAGAUAAUCUCUGGUAGAACCCCUCUAGAUUACGGGCAACCCCAAUCAGAGGUAUGUUUGGUUGACUGGGUGAAGUCCAUGGUUUCAGACCGAAAACUUGACUUUGUGGUGGAUCCUAAGUUGCCUGAAAUGCCUGAUUCAAUCGAACUCAAACGGGUUCUUUUGAUCGCUCUUUGUUGUGUUGAUCCAGAUGCCAAAAGCAGGCCUAAAAUGGGAGAUGUUAUCCACAUGCUCGAGCCGCGAGACCCGCUAUUCAUAGCUCAUUGCUAGACAUCAGAUAAGAACAGAGACUUCUUGGCUUGAUCACCUCCAAGAGAAUGAGGAAAACAGCAGCAAUCAAAGCCAGAUGAUGUAGAAAGAGGGCCUUAUAAAGGGAAUUCAUAUAGAAGUCAAGUUAGUUUUGUCCAUUGUCAAUCUAUAAGUCAUUUUCAUUACAAAGGGAAUUCAUUGUUAUGUUUGUUGAUUUUCCUGACUCUCAUUCUUUGAGUUAAACUUAAACCAGAACUAGACAGUAGGGAGGUGAAUCAGCUUCUGGAAUAUUAACUGAAGCAGAGAUCUGGGUUCUUUGUCUACCUAGACAUAUGUUUUGAAUCUGUUCAAUGAAGAAGCAGAGAGACAGACAUGCAGGCAUUCAAAAACUUUCAUUUUAUUCACCUUUUUCUUUGUGAGCCAACAUGGUUAAUGUAU
Molecule: messenger RNA, 1757 nt
Organism: Vitis riparia (riverbank grape)
Lineage: Eukaryota; Viridiplantae; Streptophyta; Magnoliopsida; Vitales; Vitaceae
Product: probable serine/threonine-protein kinase At1g01540
Exons: 7
Coding region: 90-1340 (416 amino acids)
Biological process (GO): protein phosphorylation
Molecular function (GO): ATP binding; protein kinase activity
Source: RefSeq, a predicted model, not a curated record